Messenger RNA from Salmo salar (Atlantic salmon), 2747 nucleotides. RefSeq names its product mediator of RNA polymerase II transcription subunit 8. Gene Ontology annotation, biological process: regulation of transcription by RNA polymerase II. Gene Ontology annotation, molecular function: RNA polymerase II cis-regulatory region sequence-specific DNA binding; transcription coregulator activity. NCBI's taxonomy places the organism in Eukaryota, Metazoa, Chordata, Actinopteri, Salmoniformes, Salmonidae. The record is from RefSeq and is a predicted model, not a curated record. Gene Ontology annotation, cellular component: mediator complex; core mediator complex.
CCGGAGUACAACAGCUAAGCCUUCAACGGUUUUGUAGUUCUACUUUUGAUUCCAAUAUGCCAGCUUUCUGAAAAAUAGUGCAGAUAAGUGGUAUAAAAUAUUUUAUUGAGAAUUUCACGGCAUAACGACUCAAAGUAACACACGGUUAUCUCGCUAAUUAGAAAGGUUUGGAACUUAAAACAUAAAGCAAAAUGAUUCUGAGCGGAGCAUGCCCACUGUUGCACUCAUUAUUUACUUCCGGUAUAUAUUUAUUUCGCUAGCCGGCAGAUUUGCUACCCUAAUAAAAAUGCAGCAACGGGAAGAAAAAUUGCUGGACGCAUCCGUGGAAUCGCUUAUUUCCCGCGUAGCUCAUCUAAAAAACGCUCUUCACAGUUUCAUCUACAAGUUGGAAAACGAGUAUGAACGACUGACAUGGCCCUCUGUGUUGGACAACUUUGCCCUCUUGUCCGGUCAGUUGAACACCAUCAAUAAACUGUUGAGGAAUGAGAAGACGCCAUCUUUCCGCCAGCAGAUCAUCAUCCCCCUGCUGUUGUCUCCAGACAGGGAUGAAGAACUAGCUAAACUGACAGAGCAACGCGUGCCUGUGUUCAGCCAUGAGAUUGUGCCGGAUCACCUGCGCACCAAGCCUGAUCCAGAGGUGGAGGAGCAGGAGAAACAACUGAGUGCAGAAGCUGCCCGGAUAGGACCUGAGGUGGCACAGAAACAAAUCCAGACACUGAACAAGCUCUGUUCAAAUCUACUGGAGAAACUGAACAAUCCUCGCGAUGACAGGGAUGCAGACAGUGCAGCUAUACGGCAGAACAAACCAUCUUUCAACCCUGCUGACACCAAUGCACUGGUGGCAGCGGUGGGAUUUGGGAAGGGGCUUUCGAAGUGCAGGCCCCCUGGUCCUGUGGCCCCUGGACACACAGGACAAGGGCCCAUGAUGAGCGGAGGUCCCACCUUACAGCAGGUCACCAUCGGUGGGGGUUCAGGCCAGCAGCAAGGCAUGGGGCCUGGUGCUCCUCAGCAGCAAGGACAGCCAGGGAAAAUGCCAUGCAACAUCAAGACUAACAUCAAGGCUGCCUCCUCAAUGCAUCCUUACAACCGAUAAGAUCCUCUCUCUAUCCCAUACUGAUAGAAAGCCUUUAGGAAGCCUACAGAGUGAGCCAUGUAAAGCAAUGCAAGUAUUCAUAUGAUAUAUGCUAUGUUAUCUUUUGAUUAAAUGCAUCAUUUUGAGAAGAAAGUAUCAUACUGUGAAAGUGCAGAAAUUUGUCAGAUGUGCUUCCAUUUGUGAACACUAGAUAACACUGUCUUUCCAUUUAUAUUCAAGGGACAAGACAGUUUGAGAACUUGGUCAUUGUUGCAGAAAAUUUAAAUAAGAUUUUAUAUUAAUAUUGAAUAAAGGGCAUAUUAGAGCUAUUAUUUUAAGAUUUCUUUAUCCAUAUAUGUUAAUUUGUCACACACAGAAUAUCUGCUGGUUAAGAGCAUUGGGCCAGUAACGGAAAGGUCACUGGUUCGAAUCCCCGAGCCAGCUAGGUGAAAAUCUCAUUGUGCCCUUGAGCAAGGCACUUAGCCCUAACAGCUCAUGUAAGUCGCUCUGAAUAAGUGUCUGCUCAAUAACAAAAAUGUAAACAAGUCUGCAUUGUGUUAUGUCUUUCAGAAAUGUAUAAUACAAUUGUGGGGUUUAGUGUCAGUCAGAAAAGGAAUAUAUUUGAAACCUACUUCAACUGCUUCACCAUGUCUCUCCAGUUGUGUACCCUAGUACUGCCCCCUAUCCCUUCACCAUGUUCUCUCCAGUCAUCUGAACCCUAGCACUGCCUCCUAUCCCUUCACCAUGUUGUCUCUCCAGUCAUCUGAACCCUAGCACUGCCUCCUAUCCCUUCACCAUGUUGUCUCUCCAGUCAUCUGAACCCUAGCACUGCCUCCUAUCCCUUCACCAUGUUGUCUCUCCAGUCAUCUGAACCCUAGCACUGCCUCCUAUCCCUUCACCAUGUUGUCUCUCCAGUCAUCUGAACCCUAGCACUGCCUCCUAUCCCUUCACCAUGUUGUCUCUCCAGUCAUCUGAACCCUAGCACUGCCUCCUAUCCCUUCACCAUGUUGUCUCUCCAGUCAUCUGAACCCUAGCACUGCCUCCUAUCCCUUCACCAUGUUGUCUCUCCAGUCUUGUGAUCCCUAGCACUGCCUCUUACAGUAGCCCUUCACCAUUCCAGCCAUUAUGAAUAAUGUAGGCCUGGUGAGAGUAAUGCGGCUGGACAUUGCACUGCCUGGCCUGAUAAUGUCAAAGUCGUUAAGGGAGGAAAUGAGAAAGUUCAUGCUGACGUGUUGGGGGCCUCUGUGCUCUGCCCCACCGUGGUCUGUCCACUCCGAUCCCUAUCCCACCUCCCGCUGGGCGGCCGGCACCACAGCACAGGGACAAUGACCGCUGUGGCUGUCACACGAUACGACACAGGUCGCUGGGUGACCUACAUACACAAUGUCCUCUGCCGGCCUGACGUCUCGCUGUGUCAGCCUCAAUGCCCUGGUAAGAAAGGAGAGUCUGCUGAGACAGCUAGAAGAUGCACAGGGUCAGACUUUCUAUAGAUGUCUUAUAAACAAUGGACUAUAGGCAGAUGGACAUUGUCCCGCCUGUGUCCAGUUGGCCUAACUCUAAGAGAGACUCCUGAACAGGCUGUUACUGCCUUGUUUUGACCCUAUUGCAGCUCCCUCUAUGUGAAAGAAAUUUAGGGCUACAACUCUUUAUACAAUAAAAAAAAGUGUUUCCCGGA